Molecule: messenger RNA, 1425 nt
Organism: Lachnellula hyalina
Lineage: Eukaryota; Fungi; Ascomycota; Leotiomycetes; Helotiales; Lachnaceae
Gene: anxa7
Product: Annexin
Exons: 3
Cellular component (GO): cytoplasm
Molecular function (GO): calcium ion binding; calcium-dependent phospholipid binding
Source: RefSeq, a predicted model, not a curated record
AUUGUUCUCCAACGAUAUCUACUCUUCCGAUGGCAUACAAUCAACCCCCAUACCAAGGUGGAGGCUAUGGGGCUCCACCUCCAGGCCGUAAGUCAAGAAUUCGCAGUGACCUCAACAGCUGAACUGAUGGAUUGGCACGCAGAAUAUCCUCCUCAAGGCUACCAACAACCUCCUCCCCAAGGCUACCCCCCGCAGCAAUACGGCGCGCGCCGCAAGGUCGUUAAAUAUCCUCCACAGCAAUACCCCCCUCAGCAAGGAGGUUACCCACCUCAACAAGGAUACGGUGCUCCCCCACCACAGCAGGGCUACGGAGCUCCUCCCCCCCAACAAUACGGCCAGCCCCCUUAUGGCUCCCCAGCGCCCCCACCUCAAGGAGCUUACGGUGCCCCUCCACCCCAAGCAUACGGACAGCCCCCACCACAGCAAUACGGAGCACCUCAAGCAUACGUUCAGCCGACACCUCCAUCCCUUGGCUACGGGCCCGCUCCAAAUAUACAAUGGGACCCAACACAAGACGCCGAGGCCCUACGAAAGGCAAUGAAAGGAUUCGGCACAGACGAGAAGACGCUCACCCGCGUACUCGCGACCAAAGACCCCUUACAAAUCGACGUCCUGCGCAAAGGCUACAACCACCGCUUCGGUCGAGACCUCAUCAAAGACGUUAAGAGCGAAGUCAGUGGCUGGUUCGAGACAGGAUUGUGUGCUAUUAUCCGCGGUCCUUUGAAUCAAGAUGUGUACCUCUUAUACGAAGCCAUGAGUGGACCGGGCACAAAGGAGAAAGUCCUAAAUGAUGUACUUUUGGGGAGAUCGAAUGCGGACAUGCGGGCUAUCAAGGAAACAUAUCACAAGACCACCCACCGAACUCUCGAACACGAUGUCAAAGGGGAUUUGAGCAUGAAAACCGAGCGGCAUUUCUUGAUGGUUCUGGCGGCGAAUAGAGCCGAGGAAAGCGCACCUGUUAUCCCACAACAAAUCGAUCAUGAUGUGAUGGAGCUGUACAAGGCAACUGAAGGCAAGAUGGGCACUGAUGAAUUGCUUGUAUGCAAUAUUUUGAGCCAGAGGAGCGAUGCUCAGAUUAGUGCAAUUGCGCAUACCUACAGGCAGAAGUUUACUAGGGAUUUGGAAACUGUCAUUAAGAAGGAAUUUUCGGGUCACAUGGAAGCAGCCCUCCUCCAACAACUCCGAACGGGCACCGACAAAGCCAUGCGCGAUGCCCUCCUCCUCGAAGACGCCAUGGCCGGCGCUGGCACAAAAGAUCACCUCCUCACAAACCGCGUGGUUAGAGUUCACUGGGAUAGAAAUCAUCUACAGCAGGUCAAAGGCGCGUACCACCACCUGUUUAAGAAGAGUCUCACGAACAGGAUCAAGGGGGAGACGAGUGGGGAUUAUGAGAAGUUGCUUGUUGCUUGUUGUGGUGAGAAUUAA